UUAGCCCCGCCUGUGUGUUGCCAUUAUCAUCCUGAUUUCCGAACAUUUUACUCCAUCUUUGCACAGUACAUGCUGAUGGCUGACGUUACAUUGCUAUCAGAUGAAUCACCAUCAUGUUCAAUCCCAACCAUCAGCCCUCAAACUUUGAGCGCCUCCCGAUUUCUGCCACCUGACACUCUUAUUCAUAUCUUCAAAUACUUACCAAUCUCUGCAACCCGAAAUGUAGCUUUAUGCAGCCGACGGUUCAAAGUAUUGGUAUACGAUGAUGAAAUAUGGGACGCCAAACUACGAUUGUUAGGAAUUGAUACGCCAAUUACUUUAUCGACAGAGCAAAACGAGGUCCAAGCCCUAUCAUGAUAUGUAGCACCAACAACAGGAAUAACCAAUCUUUCACUCAUGGGAACCAGCUCAAGCUUAUACAUCAAUAAUAAACCCCUCAACGAACUUAUACCCGGACUCAAGUUGGACCCUUUCACAGCACGAGCUCGAGCUCGGUCGACAGGGAAGGCAAGGGAAAUAUUUAGUCAAUUCUAUACUCGCCUCUAUCCUUUUUAUGUCGACCUACGACAUGCUUCCGGCGAAUCCAUGGUUCUUUCCGAAUAUGGUUCAGAACCAGAAGAGUGUGGUCGGAUACUCAGCAAAUUGGUUGGGUUAGGAAAGUGCAAAGUGGUAGAUGAUUGGAGCCAGUUGAAUGAUCAGGUCGAAAAGAUAUGCAGAUAUUUCGAGAACGCAUGCUUGCAUGAAUUUGAAGUUGCAUAUGAUGAUCAAGACGUAGAGCAAAUGCAGCGAUAUGCGACGGCUUUGGUAGAGCUCAAUGGUGGUCAAAGCUGCAUUCAGACAUUCAUACAAAAGCACUCCAUGUUUUACGAUAACCCCUUUCAACCUGAUGCCAACUUCAAGUCUACUCCACCAAACUUCCAGCCCUUCCAAGAAUUUAUGAAGGCUAUAAGUGAGGAACUCAAGGUUCAAGCGAGUGUAAUACAUGAUGUGUUUCCGCCCAAAGCCGAUGUUUACUAUAUAUUUGCUGAUAGAGUGUUUGAGGAUGUGAUUGCAGACUAUCUCGGUAUAGUCCUUGAGCGAGCACGGGCCAUCGACUUGCAACUAUAUCUAAAAGUCAUUGCUAGUAGCUUAGAUUCCUGCUUGGGGUUUGUUGAUAUCUUAACGUCAGAAACGCUACCGUCUCGACUAGAAGACGAACGAGCAAAGAAUAUCUUAUUCAAACUUUUUCUGCCCCUCAUGGACGAUUAUUUGCACGAUGAAAUUCAGUAUGUAAAACUGGCUUCUGAAAAGUAUAUAAACAAAUGGAAAUCGUCAACGUCAGGCAUGCAAGGUGUCUCAAGUUCCACCAUUUCGAAUCAGAACCGAGAGAGUUUUAAGCGGAAAUAUCUUUCAGCGUUCAAAAAGAUCGUCUCCGUACCAGUCGAACUUGUUUCAUCGGCUGCUACCAGCAUUAGUUCACCUUUUCAUAGCAGAGAUAGCAAAGGAGGGCACUCUCCAGAUGUUUCAAUUUCGACCAUCACGGUGGCAAAUUCAGAACCCACCACUCCGACCGAUACUCCAUCAUCUACACCUAGCAUCAACGAUGAAAAGGACGCCAAUCGGCUGUCGACGACACUUAUUAAUGAUGAAGUUGGGGAGAAAAAGAAGACACAGGUUGAUAACGUACGAAAGCGAUCCUCCUCGCACACUGGAUCACGGCCUAAUAGCAUGUCGUCUGUGCGGUCGGAUAAUGAACUGAACAAUGCUAUGCAUGAGCUUGACGCUCUUCAACAUCUCCUGAGUUUGGAGCUCUGCCUUCAGCUUAUUCAUGUCAACAAGGAUGCUGAGCAUCGAGUGCAACGCUUUGUCAAGGUUGGGUUUCCUGGAAGACUCAAAACUGAUAUUCAAAAGUGCGCAGAACAUGUGUUUACAGAUUUACUCAAAAUAAUGGGACCCAUGCAUAUUAAACCUGGGUUUGACAGAGCUGCCACACAUUUAGCGAAAUAUACCCCACAAGAAGAUGGCGAAAUCCGUGAUCGGACCGACGUCGCUCCACUUGCAGAGUUCUUUGAACUGGUACAUAUUGCUGAUCUGAUUCAGCAAAUGAUUGAAGUCUACUGGAAGGAAGAGAUGAACAAAAUUGUCGAUAAACACGAUUUCUUGAAUGAAGUCAAUAAGGAGAAAAAGUCAUUUGAACGCUUACUAGAUGACUGUGUGGCACAGGGCAUGGAUCAAGGCAUUCAGGUCCUCAUUGCUCAAGUACAAUACAUAUUAACAUCAGAGCAAAAGCCAAGCGACUAUAACCCGUCGCCAAAUGCUGUGACAGACCUUAAACCCUCCAAGGCUUGUAGAGACGCCAUUGAUUGCUUAAAAACACACACAGAAAUGCUCAAGGGAUCCGUGGAAAAAGAAACCAUGAACAUAUUUUACCAAGAAGUUGGCAAGCGGUUCUACGAGUGUUUAUGCAAGCAUAUUAAGCAACAAACCAUCAGUGAGCAAGGAGGGUUCCAAAUUAUAAGCGAUGUCAAUGCUUACGACAAUUACAUCCUUUCGCUCCGGCAGCGUACCAUCACACCCUAUUUUGCAGCUCUCAAAGCUCUGGCUAAUAUUUACAUCAUAUCCAACCCUAGCGAUAUCAAGGAUGUCAUCCAUGAUCUUGAACGAUACCAUGGAAUCCUCAGGAUAGAAGAUCUUUUCGAGUUUGCCGCUUGUCGAAGUGACUGGCCUACCAUUCGCCGAACGGUACAAAAGGACAUGACGGACUGUAACAUAAUGUAGAAAUCGCA
Messenger RNA from Umbelopsis ramanniana AG, 2765 nucleotides. RefSeq lists its product as uncharacterized. Gene Ontology annotation, biological process: exocytosis; Golgi to plasma membrane transport. Bases 397 to 2757 code for a protein of 786 amino acids. The record is from RefSeq and is a predicted model, not a curated record. Lineage: Eukaryota; Fungi; Mucoromycota; Umbelopsidomycetes; Umbelopsidales; Umbelopsidaceae. Gene Ontology annotation, cellular component: exocyst; cytoplasm. The transcript is spliced from 13 exons.